UCUGUAAACAGCUAAAGUCAGACUUUAAGGCAGUUGGUUGCAAACAAACUUUGAUUCCUGCUACAACAGAUGUCAGAGUUUCUUGGUUUUUGGCUGCGUCUGGGGACAUCUUGUGAUGUUUUAGAGAACAGGACAUGAUCUCACAUGGCGAGAAGCUCUUUAGUUCCUUAAUCAUUUCACGGUUCCUUCGGAGGCUUUUUUUCCACCUAAAACGUUUAGUUUCAGCUCAGUGAUCAGCUGGAAAAGCUCGACGGGGAGCGGAAGGGUUGAAUUAUUCCAACCUGCAAGCAGACCCUUAAAAAAAAAAAGUGGAAACUUUUUUUUUUCUCUGUCCAUUUCUCCAAGUCCUGAAAAACCAGCAUGGAAUUAGAGAAAACCUACAUGACUCCCAGGGCUGGCCGAACAGGACAUGGAGGAGUGAAUCAGUUAGGGGGUGUUUUUGUGAAUGGUCGUCCGCUUCCAGAUGUUGUCCGUCAAAGGAUUGUGGAACUUGCUCACCAAGGGGUCAGGCCGUGUGACAUCUCCAGGCAGCUCCGGGUCAGCCAUGGUUGUGUCAGCAAAAUUCUUGGCAGGUACUAUGAGACUGGAAGCAUUAAGCCUGGAGUGAUUGGAGGCUCCAAACCAAAGGUCGCCACACCCAAAGUCGUCGAAAAAAUCGCAGAAUAUAAACGCCAAAAUCCCACCAUGUUUGCCUGGGAGAUCAGGGAUCGACUUCUAGCCGAGCGAGUGUGUGACAAUGACACGGUCCCCAGCGUCAGCUCAAUUAACAGGAUCAUACGGACUAAAGUACAGCAACCACCCAACCAGCAAGUCCCAGCCUCUAGUCACAGCAUAGCCUCCACGGGGUCCGUGACCCAGGUCUCCUCAGCGAGCACGGAUUCCGCCGGCUCCUCCUACUCCAUUAGUGGAAUUCUGGGAAUUACAUCCCCCAGCGCCGAAAGCAACAAGCGCAAACGCGACGAAGGUAUUCAGGAAUCUCCAGUACCAAAUGGCCAUUCCCUCCCGGGUAGAGAUUUCCUUCGGAAACAGAUGCGAGGAGAUCUCUUCACCCAGCAGCAGUUAGAAGUGUUGGAUCGAGUCUUCGAGAGACAACAUUAUUCUGACAUCUUCACGACAACUGAACCCAUCAAACCAGAGCAGUGGUGCUCCAUGCUGAUGAGACAAUACUUGGUGCAGCCUCAGGCAGUCAUUUUUCAGACGACAGAAUACUCAGCCAUGGCAUCAUUAGCUGGUGGAUUAGAUGAUAUGAAGGCCAAUCUAACAAGCCCGACUUCAGCAGAAUUAGGAGCCAGUGUUCCAGGGCCACAAUCAUACCCUAUUGUGACAGGUCGUGAAUUGGCAAGCACAACCCUCCCAGGAUACCCUCCCCACGUCCCCCCUGCUGGACAGGGCAGCUACUCUGCUCCAACACUGACAGGAAUGGUGCCUGGGAGCGAGUUUUCUGGAAGUCCGUACAGCCACCCACAGUACUCAACAUACAACGACUCCUGGAGAUUUCCCAACCCUGGAUUGCUAGGUUCUCCUUAUUAUUACAGUGCUGCAGCCCGAGGAGCGGCCCCCCCAGCAGCUGCUGCUGCCUAUGACCGUCACUGACCCACGGAGUCCGGAACUCAAGCACUUAUUAAACAUAUCAUCCAAGCCAAUGGCACCCGAUUCACCUAGAAAUAACCAUGCAAAUCAGACUGCAAGGAGGGAAGAGGAAAGUAUCCACUAGCACGCGCUGGCUGAAAUUUUACUCGUUAAAGGGGGUGGACUAAUUAUUAUUGUUUUUUAAAAACAAUGAAAUUCUGGCAAUAUUAACUGGGGUCUCAUACAAAACAAAGAAAGAGGAGAAACCCGUUCUGCUGCCAUUGCAUCUGGUUUGAAAGGUACAGUAGCUGCAUCCUACCCACAGCCUACUGAUCUCACUGCCUCUGGUUCUCUCAGCUGUGCCUGGGGGCUGGACACAGUUCUGACAUUAAGCAGGCCAACGUGGGGCAUCUCUCGUAAGGUGCAUUGACACAGGCUGUGUGACUCAACAUGGGUGGUCUGGCUUUUCUAAAAAAAUAUAUAAAGAAGGGUUGGUCUGCUCAAUUUACACGGCACCUAUGUAAAUAACUUGCUUCUUUGUGUUACUUUGAGUGGCUUAGCGUAAACAGCAACAUGGUACAAAUUAUGAACUCAAAAUGCAUCUGAAAAUGUGUUUUGAAACUGGUGCACUGAUUCAAAGAAUUCAGUAAGCUUUAACCGACUUUGAACCAGGUUAACAUUCAUUGUGGCUGUGUUUGGAGCUGAUGUAAUUUCUAUAUACAGCGUCAUAGCUGACAGUCCGGGUGUGAACAUGCGAUGAGCUAGCAUGGUGCACACGAGCAACCGAAAGACAUGGGCAGUUUGUGACAUUUUACUGCUAAGUAUUAAUUUAUGUUUAUUUGUAAUCAUAACUAGCACUGAAACAAAUUCUCUGCUUUCAAGUUAAAUCACAUCAGAGAAGGAAUUCCUAAUUAAUAACCAAGCCCUUGUGUACAUCUAUAUAGCAUACAUGCGGACACCCAAUUAUUUCUGUUUUGUAAAGAAAUGAGAAAAAUCCCAAGGUGAUGAUUUUUCAAAUGGACCUCUCAAACUGGACUGCAUUUGGGGCAGCCCUGCACCCUGAAAUAGUCAAACAUUGCUUUACAAAUCAAAUGGAUGGGGGGACACCCAUUUGGGGAUACCCAUAUGUUUAAGUGAAGACAUUUCUCAAAGUCAUUCCGUGCACACAGUGGGCUAUAAAGUUACACUGGGGAUAAAUUUGGCCCAUUAUUUCUGUAUAGUCUCCCUCCCUCUCUAAGAAAGAGCAUUUAUAGAACCAAGUGACAUUUUGUUCAGUGGUCUCGACUUCCCAGAGCUAAUGAACAGAAGAGGGCAGCUUACAAAUGAUUGGCCUAGCUAGUACAUCAAUCACCACCAAUCCCAUGGAACCAUAUCAAGUACGUAUUUUUCCCCAAAGGAACAGCUCUUUAAUCCUGUGUGAUACGCGCACGUCUCAUCUGCAAAAAGGGAAGGUUAGAGAAGUGUUUCUACUGAAGACAAUGGAAAACCUCCCAGUGGCUCAGGACCUGCCCCAGAGCCUGCCGCAAUGUUGCCAUAAUUAGUGUGACAGGGACAAAUUCUACCAUCGUUACACUGCUGCACACUUACAUACUCUAGUAAUCUGGCUUGGGUCCAGGACUAAGGGUGUUGCCCAAAACAGGUUUCCUAUAAGUGAGCUAUUGAAGUACAAACAUUAUCUAAAGAGUGAGAACUUCUUUAGUUACCAUUUUAUCUUUGUGCUGCUUGUUCUGAAUGGAUGUCAUCAAAUCACACGGUAGCAAUUUGGCGGGAUUUGGACACAUGCUUCUUCCAAAACCUUUGUACAAUAUUUAAUAGGUCUUCUGAUCAUCAGACUCGGGAGCGGAGACAUCUCUAGUUUCCAAGGCAGAGCGUCCUACCCAGGAGGCUAGGUUAGUAAACAUCCCCAGACCCUCAGGCGAAAGUAGCAAUUAAUAGCCGAUAAACAUUAUUCCGUUUAAAAAGCUACUGAGCAGUAUGUGUGGCUCUCUCCUUCAAGGAAGCAGCAGCAUUCUUCUCCUCUGAGACCGUUUUUUCCAGAAUGAUCCUCUGAGUCCUCACUAAACGCUGGAUGAUCUUUCAGCUGUAGGGCUGUAAAGGGAAUUUUCUCUCUUGGAUAAAGGUUACUUAGAAUCCCCUCUGAGUUUCUUUGAUUGGCAUGUGCACCAACCUGCAUGCACUAUGAGCCUUCUGGAACAUUAGGCUCUUUCCGUUUCCCAACUGAAAAGAAACUGACGUAUCGGCUAAUAUAUUAUUGCAAAGUCUCAUGGGAGUGGGGGUUUCAUAAUUAAGGCUGAGUCGAGUGACGCUGGUGUAUGUCUAGAGAACUGUCAUGACCAGCCAGGAAGCGUGCACGUUUUCUUUCCCUUUCUAGUGAUCAGGUUCCACGUGGCUGGUUGCUCCACUUAGUUACAGCGUGGUGGUGCAGUGGGGUUCUAGCUGUGGUUAGUGCCAGGAUAUCAGACAAAGAGGUAUUGACCAGCUGUGAGACGUUCUGAGCCAAGCAGGGCUGACCUUUUGGGCUGGGAAACUGGGGAUUCUCACUGCUAAGUACCAGGUUGGACAGACUGUCAUAAGUAGAGGAAUGACGGAACAGUGGAUUAAAUGCCCCUUCUCCCCCGUCAGAGAGGCAGCCUACAAGCCCUUGUUGAGCGAUAUUUUGAGAGUGCCUAGUGUUCGGGCUGGCUCUCUGCUCUGGGGUGAGCCUGGUGGCCACGUGGUCUAGAAGAGUGAGGUGCCUUGGAACAGUUCGACUAGCUUUGGCGUUGCAAGAAGAGGAAGCAGUAGGUGGCUGGCCACUGGCAUGCACAUGCUCAGCACGGAAAUGGGCUUAGCUAUGCGAAUGACAAAAGCAAGGCGCAGCCCCAGUGUCAGUAGGAACUUUCCUCACGGGGGCGUGCAUCGACUUAGAGAGCAAGCUGCCAUACCCAGGGCCACACUCCACUUGCCUUAGUCACUGAAGAGUGCUUAAACCCAGUGGGUGCGUCACGUAGGCAUGCUCUGUCCCCGAACCUGGGCACAGCCUCCUCCAAACACACUCGCAUUCCCACUACUGGCAGCUUGGAGGAGGAUUUGCCACUGCCUCCCCCUGCAUAGCUGGGCACACCGUUCCCAUUCAUUUUAAAGGGAAACCAAAUCCUUUAGGUUUCUUUGGGGAUUAGCGCCUGGCAACAGAUGGCUUUCUGGGCAAAUAUUACCUCCUGUGACUCUUGCCCAUAUGCCUGCUGACUCCUCUGGUGGCGUGACGUCCCCCUGUUCAUUUUCUGACCUUCUCACCGCCAUGAGGGACACGUUCCAUGCACGGUUUGGAAGAAAACACGGAAUGUUCGCAUCCUGGGUAAACUUGUUGGCUGUGUCUAGACUGGCAAGUUGGAGAGGGAAAAACUUGCCAGCUGUCUACACUGGCUGCUUGAAUUUGC
Molecule: messenger RNA, 4985 nt
Organism: Pelodiscus sinensis (Chinese soft-shelled turtle)
Lineage: Eukaryota; Metazoa; Chordata; Testudines; Trionychidae
Source: RefSeq, a predicted model, not a curated record